Fusarium keratoplasticum is the source of this 1077-nucleotide messenger RNA. RefSeq names its product Epimerase domain-containing protein. The transcript has a single exon. The record is from RefSeq and is a predicted model, not a curated record. Gene Ontology annotation, molecular function: oxidoreductase activity, acting on the CH-OH group of donors, NAD or NADP as acceptor. Bases 1 to 1077 code for a protein of 358 amino acids. Lineage: Eukaryota; Fungi; Ascomycota; Sordariomycetes; Hypocreales; Nectriaceae.
AUGAAUUUCGCACCCAUGACGGGUACAACUGUUCUCGUCACGGGGGGAUCUGGCUUUGUCGGCGCUCACAUUAUCGUUCAGGCGCUGGCGAAAGGUUAUGCUGUCCGAACUACUGUGCGAUCUUUAAGCCGCUCCAACUUUGUGCGGGAUAAGGUUCGCAGCGGAGGGAUAUCAGAGAAACAGGCAAACAGCGUUGAGUUCUUUGAAGUCGAUCUCCUCAGUGAUAAAGGCUGGGACGAGGCCUGUAGAGGCUGCGACUUUGUGAUCCACGUUGCGUCCCCUUACCCGUCGAGUAUUCCCAAGAAUGAAGACGACAUCAUCAAACCAGCUCGGGAAGGGACUCUGAGAGCACUCAAAGCUGCGAAAAAAUCCGGGACCGUCAAGCGUGUUGUCAUCACGUCUUCCUUUGCAGCCAUCGGCUACGGACACGGAAAGAGAACAAACAACGACCCGUUCACCGAGACGGACUGGACGGUGCUGAAAGACCCCAAAAGUCCUGUUGGGGCAUAUGAAAAGAGCAAAACUCUGGCGGAGCAAGAUGCGUGGCAGUGGCUGAGGAAUGAGGGGGAGGGUUUGGAACUGGUGACUGUCAAUCCAGUGAGCGUCUGGGGCCCUUCACUUGGAAACGAAAUCAACACCAGUUUGGAGCUCCCUACCCGGAUGCUGAAUGGGGAUCUUCCCGGAUUACCGAACCUCUCAUUCGGCAUUGUCGAUGUCAGGGAUGUCGCCGACCUGCAUAUCAAGGCCAUGGAGGCUCCGGAAGCAGCGGGUCAACGAUACUUGGCCAUAUCUGAUGAACUCUCGGUCUCGACAAAGGAUAUAUCGACAUACUUGAAAGAGGGGUUGCCGGCAAGGGAAACGAAGAAAGUUCCAACUCAUAUGCUCCCCGAUUUUCUCUUACGCAUUGUCGCUGCUUUUGACAAGUCCGUUGCAUUAAUCGUCCCAGAAUUGGGUAUUGUCAGACCAACGAGCAAUGGAAAAGCUAAGAGAGAGCUGAACUGGGCCCCACGCAGCGCUCGAGAUGCCGUGGUGGCCAGCGCUGAGAGCAUGAAAAGGACUGGUAGAGUAAAGUUCUAG